CAUCUUCGGGCUGUGUUUAAGCUAUACACCGGGCCGGGAGGUUAGUAGUUGGGCGAAUGACACCAGCAAAUCCCUUCUAUCACAUCAAUUCUCCACUAGUUCUUAUUCUGUUCAGUUUGGACCUUCCUCUAUUGUAUAUUGCGACUUUGUAUGGUAAGCAGUACCCACAGAUUGCUUGUUAUUCGGCAAUGUGCCAGAGUUGCCUCGGGGGAAAAAUAAUCCUUCUAGUUGUGUGCUGGAACCCGAAUCUCUUCGGAUUUUGCUUUCUCUCACUAUGACUGAAAUAAGCUAUAAUCUCGGAAGCUCUAUAGUG
Aspergillus brunneoviolaceus CBS 621.78 is the source of this 313-nucleotide messenger RNA. RefSeq lists its product as uncharacterized. NCBI's taxonomy places the organism in Eukaryota, Fungi, Ascomycota, Eurotiomycetes, Eurotiales, Aspergillaceae. The coding region runs from base 57 to 278 and encodes 73 amino acids. The record is from RefSeq and is a predicted model, not a curated record. The transcript has a single exon.